AAUAGAAGAAGAAGACAAACAUGUGACUGGCGCUUUACAGGAGGCAAGAUGGCGGUGGCGGUGCGGAGCCUGCAAGACCAGAUCGAAAAAGCCAAAGAAGGCUUAAAAAGUGUUGACGAUAAUAUCCGUAAAUUAACCGGCCGAGAUCCCAAUGAAGCGAGACCGGGUCAGCCUCGCCGGUUUUUGGGGCCCUUGGCAGGCGUCGGAGCAGUCGGAGGAGGUGGUCGAGGAAGAGGAUUUAACCUGCUCAGGCGCAGUCUCUCGGACAUUGGAAGCGGUGGCCCCCCUGCCAAACAGCGGGACAUCGAAGGAGCGUUGUUAAGGUUGGCAGGAGACCAGAGGGCCAGGAGAGACGCGCGCAACGACAGUGACGCCGAGGAUGACGACGAUGUCAAAAAGCCGGCGUUGCAGUCGUCAGUUGUAGCUACCUCCAAGGAGAGAACACGCCGAGACCUCAUUAAAGAUCAGACAAUGGAUGAAAAAGGCAAACAGAGGAAUCGGCGCAUGUUCGGCCUGCUCAUGGGGACCCUGCAGAAAUUCAAACAGGAGUCUAAUGUGUGUUCAGAAAAGCAAAAGCGGCGCUCUGAGAUUGAGCAGAAGCUUGAGGUUCAGGCUGAGGUGGAGAAAAAGAAGUUGGAGAGUGAGAAGAGAGAGUUAUUUGAAGAGAGGAGAGCCAAACAGACUGAGCUGAGACUACUGGAGCAGAAAGUGGAACUAGCUCAGUUGCAAGAGGAGUGGACCAGCCACAAUAAUUGCCUGGUGAAAUUUAUUCGCACCAAGACCAAGCCUCAUCUUUUUUAUCGGCCUGGGAAAAUGUGCUCCGCCACGCAGAAACUCCUCGACGACUCCACCAAGAAACUAAAUGUUGUGUUUGAAGAGCGACGCGAGGCAUUCAUAGAGCACAUCAACAAGAUGGAGGCCCGACCACGGCGGCAGCUAAACCGCGACCAGGACGGCAACACCGCGGCGACAGCGAAGGACCACUCGACGGAGGGUAAGCCAGCAGGUCAGGUAGUCAAGGUGAGAGGUAACAAGGAUAUGGAGGAAGAAGAUGAGGAUGAGGAAGAGCAGGGAGAGGAGAAAGAAAAGGGGGUGGGUGGAGAACUGGAGUAUGACAGGAAGGUAGCAGAGAAAGAUGAGCUAGAUGAUGAAGGGGAUAGUCGGGAUGGGUUAGCUAAGGAGGUGGAGAUGGAGUUUGAUAUAACUGGGAAUGGGGAGAAGGGAAGAGCGGAGAACACUGAGGUCCAGGAGGAAAAGGAUGAGGAUGCAGGUCAAGAAGAGGUUUUGGAGAUGGAAGCCGAGGGAGGGAAACAGGAGGACAGGACCAAGGUAGAGGAGGAUGAAGAUAGUAAGGACAGUAAAGAAGGGCCGUCAGAUCUGGAAACUGAAAAGACUGAGAACAACCCACCUUCUGAACCAAGCGUGAGCCAACAAGAGGUAUCUAAAAGCGCUCAGCUCAGCCCCCCCACAGAGGAACCAACAGCAGCCAUUUCUGAGACCCAGGCAGCCGUUCCCACCCUUGAAUCUGAAACAGCCUCUAACACACCUGGACCGGGGCCAACCAUUAAUGACUCCGAGGUUCAGGAUUGCGUCACACAGAACCCAGCAGAGCCAAACGAAUUGGGGGAAGAUUCGGUUCCAAAGCCUCAACCCCAGGAGGCCCCACGCGACCCCACUGCACUGCUGAAGGAACAGAACGAUGGCGCCAGAGGGAAGAAGAAGGAGAAGGAGUCAAAAAAGGGCCGCAGUAAGAGUCGCAGUUCCUCUUCCUCCUCUGGUUCCUCUUCCAGCGGAAGCUCUUCCUCCUCCUCCGGUGGUUCCAGCCGCUCCUCCUCGUCCUCUUCCUCUUCGUCGUCAUCCAACAGCAGCCGGAGUCGCAGCCGGGACGGUGGAAAGCGCAACAGGAAGCAGUCAAGCAAGGACAGGAAGAAAGAGGAGAAAAGCCAACGCAAGCAUGGAGGAACUAAUGGAGGAGCCAAGGAUGCCAAGGCGUCUGAGGAGGGGAAGAAGAGGAAGAGCGAUGAAGGCAAAAGCAAGUCGUCUCGAAGCAAUAGGGAACAUAAGGAUAGGGACAGGAAAGACAAAAGACGCUAAACUGGGUCCAAAUGAUCUUAGUCUGCUGAAACUAGUGGCUGCAGGACAAUAAACGUCCUAAUCACAAACACCUUCUAAUAAAUACAUCACCCGCCGUUGACUUUAGGCAGAUGUUCCUCAGAUUUGGCCGUGAUAAAUCUAACCUGACAGAUGAUGUGAACAUAUAAAUGUAAAUGAGUUACAGUAAGGACUGUUUCUUAAGUGCACCUGUUAAGGUGUAGGGUCCUGCUAUUUUAAAGGAAUGAUGCAAAAUGUAACAUUUUUUUAUAUUCGGUUGUAUGCUGAAAGGGGCAAACUGUUUAGUUUUUUUUUAAUGUUUUUUCAUCCGAAUGUUGUCUUUAAACUCACUGGCAGUUAUGGCAGCCGUGAUGUCAUAUCUCUCAGUAAUAUUUGUGACUACUGUGUUGCUUUAUUUGAUCCAUGCCAUGUGAUUUUGUUCGCCAAUGUUUUGUAUCGGCUUCAAAUUAAAGGUGAGAUGUAGUUUA
Messenger RNA from Nerophis ophidion (straightnose pipefish), 2579 nucleotides. RefSeq names its product pinin, desmosome associated protein (gene pnn). Gene Ontology annotation, cellular component: catalytic step 2 spliceosome. NCBI's taxonomy places the organism in Eukaryota, Metazoa, Chordata, Actinopteri, Syngnathiformes, Syngnathidae. Bases 49 to 2094 code for a protein of 681 amino acids. The record is from RefSeq and is a predicted model, not a curated record. The transcript is spliced from 9 exons.